AUGUCUCUCUGCCAGAACCGGCUCCAGGAGGAGAGGAAAUUGUGGCGCAAGGACCACCCGUUCGGCUUCUAUGCCAAGCCAGUACGCAACGCACAGGGCGUCCUUGACCUCAAGGUCUGGGAGUGCGGCAUCCCGGGCAAGGAGAAGACGAUCUGGGAGGGCGGCAUGUUUAAGCUCACAAUGACAUUCCCAGAUGAAUACCCCACGAAGCCACCAAAGUGCAAGUUCGUGCCGCCGCUGUUCCAUCCCAAUGUCUACCCGUCGGGCACCAUCUGCCUGUCGAUCCUCAACGAAGACGAGGCCUGGAAGCCGGCCAUCACGAUCAAGCAGAUUGCGCUCGGCAUCCAGGACCUGCUCGACGACCCCAACCCGGACUCGCCCGCCCAGGCGGAGGCCUACAACCUCUUCAAGAAGGACAAGGCCGACUACGAGAGGCGAGUCCGCCGGACUGUCCAGGAGAACCCGGCUCCCUGA
Molecule: messenger RNA, 474 nt
Organism: Sporothrix brasiliensis 5110
Lineage: Eukaryota; Fungi; Ascomycota; Sordariomycetes; Ophiostomatales; Ophiostomataceae
Product: ubiquitin-conjugating enzyme E2 I
Exons: 3
Coding region: 1-474 (157 amino acids)
Biological process (GO): protein sumoylation
Cellular component (GO): nucleus
Molecular function (GO): SUMO conjugating enzyme activity
Source: RefSeq, a predicted model, not a curated record